AUGUUGCAGUCUACUAGGGUUAUUAACGAUGUCAGGAGACAACAGAAUAUGCCUUUACAUGACCGAAUUAUACCCUAUCUGGAGACCGCGGGCUUGUAUCACUUAGCUAGGCUGAACAGUCAGUGGUUCUGGGUCGAUGAGCCUCUAAUUAGCACAUUCAUUGAGAGGUGGCAUCUUGAGAUCCACACCUUUCACAUGCCAUUUGGGGAGAGCACUAUCACUUUGCAAGAUGUGGCAUAUCAACUGGGUUUGCCCAUCAAUGGGGAGGCCGUUAGUGGGUGCCUGACUAACUUUGAUAAUCUGAUGGAGAAUGGAAGACCCACAUGGGCGUGGUUUCACAAAUUGUUUGGCGAGUUACCGCCACAGAAUAAAGUCAAGCAGAUGACGGUGUGCUGCACAUGGUUCCAUGAGAGGUUUUGGGUUCUCUCAACAGAUGUGAGUGAAGAGACCGUGCGUAUAUACGCGCGUGCUUAUAUUCUGAUGUUGUUGUCCUCUCAGCUGUUUGCGGACAAGAACGCAAAUCGGGUUCACCUUCGCUGGUUGCCUUAUUUGGCAUCGAUGGACGACUUGGGAAGAUAUAGCUGGGGCUCUGUUGCACUGGCCUGGUUGUAUAGAUGUCUUUGUCGUGGGACAAACAGAAACGUUGUUAGCUUGGUCGGGACACUACAGCUUCUACAGUCCUGA
Molecule: messenger RNA, 684 nt
Organism: Arachis stenosperma
Lineage: Eukaryota; Viridiplantae; Streptophyta; Magnoliopsida; Fabales; Fabaceae
Product: protein MAIN-LIKE 1-like
Exons: 1
Coding region: 1-684 (227 amino acids)
Biological process (GO): meristem development; meristem maintenance
Source: RefSeq, a predicted model, not a curated record